AUGGCCAGCAUGCAACGAUCACUCGCCUUGACGGCUCUCGCUUUUGGCGCUGGCGCCUGGGCUCAGCAGGCUGGUACUUCUACCGCUGAGAACCAUCCGAGCAUGCCGUGGGAUCUGUGUACUGCUUCGGGGUGUACGGAGCAGAAGGGGUCGAUUGUGUUGGACUCGAACUGGCGUUGGGUGCACAACGUGGACGGCUACACCAACUGCUAUGAUGGCAACACCUGGAACGCCGACUACUGCCCCAACAACCAAGCCUGCGCAGAGAACUGCGCCCUCGACGGAGCAGACUACACCGGCACCUACGGCAUCCAAGCCUCCGACGGCUCGCUCACACUCACGCUCAAACCCGGCUCCAACGUCGGCUCCCGCGUCUACCUCAUGGCCACCGACGACGAGAACUACGAGAUGUUCAAGCUCAAGAACAAGGAGUUCACCGUCGACGUCGACGUUUCGAACUUGCCGUGCGGGUUGAACGGGGCGCUGUACUUUGUUUCGAUGGCGGAGGAUGGGGACUUGUCGGCGACGAAUAAGGCCGGGGCGAAGUAUGGGACGGGGUAUUGUGACAGUCAGUGUCCGCAGGAUAUCAAGUUCAUUGAUGGAAAGGCCAACGUCGAUGGCUGGACUCCUUCUGAUGGAGACCCAAACUCCGGCACAGGCAACAUUGGCGCUUGCUGUGCUGAGAUGGACAUCUGGGAAGCGAAUAGUAUCUCGGCUGCAUACACGCCCCAUCCCUGCGACGGCAAUGGUUUGGUAGAGUGCACCAGCGACGCCGAAUGCGGUGUUGGCGACAACAGAUACAAGGGAACCUGCGACAGGGACGGCUGCGACUUCAACUCGUUCCGCUUGGGCAACGAGAGCUUCUAUGGUCCUGGCGAUAUCGUUGAUACUGGAAGCAAGAUGACGGUCGUUACCCAGUUCAUCACCUCUGACAACACCGACACCGGCGAUCUCACCGCCAUCCGCCGCGUCUACGUCCAGGGUGGCAAAGUCAUCGCCAACAGCCAAUCCGACGUCGCCGGCAUCGACAAGACCAACGAAAUCACCUCCGCCUUCUGCACCCAGCAAAAGGACGUCUUCGGCGACACCAACUCGUUCGCCGACAAAGGCGGCCUCGCGAAGAUGGGCGACGCCAUGGCGGACGGCAUGGUGCUGGUGCUCUCGAUCUGGGACGACUACACCGCUGGGAUGAGAUGGUUGGAUGCUGAAGCGUACCCGGCUGAUGCGGAUCCGAGUAAGCCUGGGAUUGCGAGGGGGACUUGUGCGGUGGACUCGGGGGUGCCGAGUGAGGUGGAGAGUCAGUUUGGGGAUGCCAGUGUGACUUUCUCGAAUAUUAAGUUUGGGGCUAUUGGGUCGACCUACAGUUCGUGA
Saxophila tyrrhenica is the source of this 1371-nucleotide messenger RNA. RefSeq lists its product as uncharacterized. Gene Ontology annotation, molecular function: hydrolase activity, hydrolyzing O-glycosyl compounds. Bases 1 to 1371 code for a protein of 456 amino acids. NCBI's taxonomy places the organism in Eukaryota, Fungi, Ascomycota, Dothideomycetes, Mycosphaerellales, Extremaceae. The record is from RefSeq and is a predicted model, not a curated record. The transcript has 6 exons. Gene Ontology annotation, biological process: carbohydrate metabolic process.